Messenger RNA from Ambispora leptoticha, 2910 nucleotides. The record is from the annotation of a GenBank genome assembly. NCBI's taxonomy places the organism in Eukaryota, Fungi, Glomeromycota, Glomeromycetes, Archaeosporales, Ambisporaceae.
AUGUCUCGUAAUUCCUGGUGGGGUUUAAUGUUUAAUCGAGAGGACAAUGAAGAUAACAACAAUAACAAUAUUGCCAUUGAAAAGAAUCAGAAAGGGUUAAAAAGUACUAACACCAAUGAUACCAGCAUAGAUUUUACCACACAUUCUCACACCACCACUAACGACGACGAUAAGAAAGAUUUGAUAAAAGGAAUCGACGAAGGAAUUCCAAAAGAAAACGAGGAAUUAUUAUCGGAAGGAAGCGAAGGGAAAAUACAACAUCAAAAAGGAAUACCAAUCGCCACAGCGAACAAUUUUGCGUCUUCGGUCACCUCGGAAGUUCCGUCCGUAGCUUCAACCUUGGUAGAACAAGAACCGCAAUCACAAUCAAAUUCUUUACAACCACAUCAUGGGUCUCCAGCGAUCCCAAUACCAAAACAACAAAAUCAAAACGUCCGACGACAUGAUGAUACAAAAAGAGCUUCUAUGGGAUCCAUGAUAACAACGACGAAUAAUACUCUUACUACUGCAAUGCCUACUAUCGCUACAACGACGGCUAUUGCUACGACGAGUACGUUUGUGUCAUCUGGAAGUUCUUCGGUGUCGAGUGUUUCAUCGUUGAAGAGUCGGACGAAUUCUCCUUCUGGUGGUGUAAUUGACAAUGGUGGGAAAAAUAAUAAUAUUGAUGCUGAUGAGGAUGGGGAUGAUGUAUCACGGAAAAUUGCUCCGAAUUCAAAUAAUAGUAAUAGUAAACCGUCAUCCAUACGAAGAAGUGAAAGUCCGGGACUCCCACUUGCACCAUUGAUGGAAACUUUUGAAGGUAUCCCGGAGAAAACAACAUCCUCAUCAAAUAACAAUGAUUCUUCCACCAAUAACAAUAAUAAUAUUAGUCAUAGCAAGUUGUCAUCUUCGUCAUCUUCAAGAAAUUCAUGGUGGAUAUUCGGAGGUGGGAAUAGUUUAAAUAAUGAACCAGAAUCUCUGUUGACAACACCCCCAAAAAAUCAAAAGGGGAAGCAAAGUAUAGUUGAGGAUUUAUCAUCGGAAAUGAAACGAUGGUCACUUUUUGGCCCGUGGUCUGCGUCUACACCUAAUCUAUUAGAGCCUCCAAAUGAAGAGGAAGCAGAAAAUAAUAUUGACAAUAAUACUGAACCAAUAAUAACAUCGUCUUCAGCAUCACAAAAAACAAUUGCCGCACAAGAAGGAUCAAUACCACCUGAUAGUUCAUCAUCAGGACCUGUGAAGCCUGCGGCAUCAAUUCGAUUGUCAUCGUCGGGUAAUUCUUCACCGCAAAACAAUGAUGCUAAAGACUCGGAAAAUAAGCAAAAAAAGCGAGAGGAUGAACCAACAUCUAGCACUGCCAGUAAAUCAGAGACAAACCCGCUUGUAGAAUCAAUGCAAACAUCGCGUGCUUCUUGGAUAUACUUUUUCAAAAAUGUUGCACAAACAAAUAAGACAGCUAAUAUUGAAAAUGGGCCCGAAAAGAAAAUGAUCACAGAUGUGUCAGAGCAACAGGUUGCUGUAACAACGACGUCAAAUGGAAAAGAUCAAAAAGUUGUAGUUACAGAAUCUUCAGGGGCUCUGGUGACAACAACUACUCCGACUCCUCCAUCACCAAAAUUACAAACCAAACCAGCGCCACUAAACCAAGUUCUUCCGUCAUUCGAAGAAUUCUCAAAAUUCCGAUCCAACAAAAAACCCAAUGCAUUUAUUCAACAAACCUUGCACACUAUCAACUCAUACUUCUUCCCACCUGACAAAGCCCCAGAAAGCGGUCUCCCCAAAAUUCUUGACGAAUUGACGCGUUCUUCAAUCGACGUGAAAAAAAUAGCAAUUAUUGGUGUACACGGAUGGUUCCCAACAAAAUUUGUACGCUCGCUUGUCGGUGAGCCGACUGGUACUUCACCGAAAUUCUGCGAUAUGAUGGGGAAAGCUGUUGUCGGGUACCUAGCACGCCAUGGUAUCCAUCUUCCAAAUGACGCAGUCACAUUAAUACCAUUAGAAGGGGAAGGGAAGAUCGAUGUUCGAGUUGAUAUUUUAUAUUCAAAUCUGUUAGAAAAUCAAGCUUGGUGUGCUGCCUUGGCUUCCGCGGAUGUGAUUUUUGUUGCGACACAUUCUCAGGGCACCCCUGUUAGUACUAUGCUUCUCGCUCGUCUUAUUGGGUUAGGUCGUGUACAACCGAGACGACAACGUAUCUGUUUGUUGGCGAUGGCUGGAAUAUCGCAUGGUCCCUUCCCGUAUUUGAAAAGCACUUGGGUAGUGAAAUAUUUUGAGGCGGAUGCUGCACGUGAGUUAUUUGAGUUUAUGAAUUCGGAUAGUCUUGUCGGAAAGAAAUACCGGGAUGCACUGCGUAUAAUCACUGCAAAUGGUGUCAAAGUUGUGUAUGUCGCAUCGAUGGAUGAUCAAGUUGUACCGCUUUAUUCAGCCGUAUUCACUGGCGCUAAUCAUCCAUCGAUACUUCGUGCUGUGUAUAUUGAUGGUCCUAUCUACCGAGACAAUGACUUUCUCACGAAUCUGAUUGUCUUUGCUGUUCGACUACGUAAUGCUGGUAUUCAGGAUCACGACCUUUUAGUGCACUUGAGUGAAGUGGUCGCCGGUUCGUUGACUGGUGAAGGACAUUCGGCUUUAUAUGAAGAAAUUGGUGUAUACACUUUAGCCGUUCGUUACCUCUUUGAGACAGUAACUCCAUCUAACGGUAUCACCGUAGUCCAAAAAUCAUUCCAAGCACAAAGAAGCUACAACCCGUAUUACCUCCCGUGGGCGAUGCGCGGGAUCCUCGAUGACAGAUACGUCGGCAAUUCCGAAUACUUUACACGCGAGCUUUAUCGAUUGAGGAAACAGUAUGACGAGUGGGAACCUGUUUCCAAGACGAUGAAGGAUGUAAAGUUUCGGUUGGAGCCGUUGCGUGAGACAGUAAGUCGGUCUAAAUUAUGA